AUGUCUGAAAAGUACAAAACUCUCAAAGUCAAAGAACUCCAAGAGUUGCUGCAAAAGAAUGAUCUUUCAACCACUGGUAAAAAAGAGGAUUUGAUCGCAAGACUAGUCAAAGACGAUGAACGCAAGGCAUUAGAGAACUUGGAAAAAGAGUUUGAGCUGGAUGGCGAUUUUGAUGAGUCCAAAAUUAACCUAAGCGAUAUUCCUACAGACGAUAUCUUCGCACUCGAAAAACUACCCUUGAUUGAGAAAGAAAGUGUAUUAUCUGACGACGACGACGAUGUUGAUCUCAUCUUUGAAAACAAGAGGCCAUCCAAAUCUAAGACAACUGCUGCGUCCUCCACAUCAAUGAGUGCUGUUAUAUCACCUGUUACUUCCACUACACUUGUCGGGGCGAAAACUGCUGAAUCUAUCGUCAAACAAACAGAGACAGCCAAACAGACAGCGCCCAUAUCCAGUACUACCUCGAAUACAAACACCACUACAACGACCACAACGACUACGGCGAAGGCUACAGUCUCAUCCUCUUUCAAGUUUACACCCAUCACAUUUGACAAGAAACUGAGCAUUACCAGCGCUCCUGUCGCUACAAAACCUGCAGUUACUGCUCCUCUUACACCCAAAACUACGCCUGCGGCUGCUAAGCCCGCACCAGCGCCAGCAAAGACAUUGGACGAUAAAGCAGAAAAGUUACGACUAGAAGCCGAACGUCGAUUGGAAAGAUCAAAGCGAUUUGGAGUGAAAUUGGAUGAAAAGGAAAUGAAAGAGAUUAGAGCUGCUCGGUUUGGUAUUCAACCUGCUACCAAUGCUACACCAGCGACAGCAACUAGUACAAAAGCUUCCAAGCUCACCACACAAGCUACUCCAAAGAGUAAAGAGACAAGUAUCAAAGACGAUGGUAAUAAAAAGAAGGCACCCGUUGAUCGACAACAAGAACUUUUGAAAAAGCGUGCUGAACGAUUUGGAAUGUCAAAAAAUAAAGAGGAGGAAAAGGAAACACCGGCAAAGAGGGCAAACAACAAGCGCAGAAAGAAGGCUACUUCAGCGACAUCUGCAAAAGAGUCUCCAGUAAAGACGGUUCAAAACGGUCGAGUCACCAAGCCAAAGUUAACGACGCCUAUUGUUGUAAGCAAGAACAAUAGCAACAACAAGAACAUCACGGUCAAUGUAACUAAAAACACUGUAUUAAAUAAGAAGCAAAAGAAUGUAAAUAUGCUAAACAAGGAGGGUAUUAUCUCCCAAAAUAAGAAAAACAUCAUCAAUCAACGAAAAGUGAACAUGGCCAACAUCAACAACACCAACAGCAAAACUGCUCCUAUUGUGAAUAAUGGCAGAGUGAUUACAAUUGCUCCAAAGAACACAAACACAGCACUGGCACCUGCACCCUCAAAUACCCUGAAGCGAAAGCGCAAUGAAAGUCAGACUGCACCUGUAAGCAAUGGUAGAAGUGUCGUGAUUAACCCAGACCUCCAUCCAAACCAAAGAAAAGUAACCAUUGCACCUGCUCCUCCUGUCGCCGCUGUGAUAACACCCAAGGCAACACAAAACGGUAGAUCGAGAAACAGCAACAACAGUGCAACUAGAAAAAGAGGCCCGGGAAGCCGUCAACGCAACAAAAGCAAUAGUAAUCAACCUGUGCCAUCUCCUGUAGUUGCUACACCUCAAACUCAAAGACGUAACAAGCGAAGUCGUCAACAUUAG
Messenger RNA from Mucor velutinosus, 1698 nucleotides. It is a transcript of the gene IGF2BP1, whose product is annotated as Insulin-like growth factor 2 mRNA-binding protein 1. Gene Ontology annotation, cellular component: nucleus. The transcript is spliced from 4 exons. The record is from RefSeq and is a predicted model, not a curated record. Lineage: Eukaryota; Fungi; Mucoromycota; Mucoromycetes; Mucorales; Mucoraceae. Gene Ontology annotation, biological process: poly(A)+ mRNA export from nucleus. The coding region runs from base 1 to 1698 and encodes 565 amino acids.